UCCCGACAAACUCAGAAGUCAUGUUGGGUAGCGUCGUGUUCCUGGCUUGUCUAAGUCUGGCCACAGCUUUCAUCCGGUACCAGGACGCCAUCCCUAACGGUGACCUGGUGCCCCACCCUUGUUUGAUUGGCUACUGGCCGGGGGUGGGGCACUACCUGGCUGAGGGGUCAGGAGCGAGGAACGAAUUCGGCACUGACUUUGCUGCCGCUGGUCACGUGUGGACCCCCGCCCUGUGUCACCUUGACUCAGACAGGGACGGGCGCACCAACGGUGAGGAGCUCGGUGACCCCCAGUGCAGGUGGACGCCCGAGCACCCUGGUAACACAGUGGCGCCCCAAACACAUCCAGGAAUCUGUGAACCAAUCGGAAGUCCCCGCUGCGCGUGGCAAGCCUUUGCAUGUGCUGGCCCAUUAUAAGCCACAAGUGGAAUCUUGUUAGCGUGGAAAUUCUUUUUUUUAGCGUGGAACUUCUUUUUAGCGAGGAGCUUCUUUUUUAGAGUGGAACUUCUUUUUAGCGUGGAUGUGUGUUAGCGUGGAGUCUGUUUAGCGUACAUGUGUGUUAGCGUAGAACUUCUUAUUUUAGCGUGGAUGUGUGUAAGCGUGGAAUUUGUUAGG
This is a messenger RNA of Physella acuta, 614 nucleotides long. Its product is annotated as temptin-like. NCBI's taxonomy places the organism in Eukaryota, Metazoa, Mollusca, Gastropoda, Physidae. The record is from RefSeq and is a predicted model, not a curated record.